Molecule: messenger RNA, 1138 nt
Organism: Diachasma alloeum
Lineage: Eukaryota; Metazoa; Arthropoda; Insecta; Hymenoptera; Braconidae
Gene: Sec22
Product: vesicle-trafficking protein SEC22b-B
Exons: 4
Coding region: 261-902 (213 amino acids)
Biological process (GO): retrograde vesicle-mediated transport, Golgi to endoplasmic reticulum; vesicle fusion with Golgi apparatus; endoplasmic reticulum to Golgi vesicle-mediated transport
Cellular component (GO): endoplasmic reticulum-Golgi intermediate compartment; SNARE complex; Golgi membrane
Molecular function (GO): SNAP receptor activity
Source: RefSeq, a predicted model, not a curated record
GGGGGGCUGGAUGAUUUGGAACAACUGACGUGGUUGUGGUUAACAAGCAGUGGAUGCCACAUGUAUGUGUGUACACGUAGAAUAGUGAGUUUUAACAUACACAACACUAAGCACAAGUGCAAUCAUGUUGAAUGUUUGAUGGGAAAUAAGAGAAGGAUAGGGUCAAGACGAUUGACAGCUCAACUUCAGUACUCAGGACUCAGUAUUGGUGAAGAAUCAUUAAAAAUAUUUCGUUGGUUCAUUACGAAUAAUUAGUGAAAAUGGUGUUAUUUACAAUGAUUGCGAGAAUAGCAGAUGGGCUACCACUAGCAGCUACCAUGCAGGAGGAUGAGCAGAGUGGAAAGAGCAUCCUUGAAUAUCAGAAUCAGGCAAAGAUGUUGUUCAGGAAGCUGGGUCCCCAGUCACCGGUUAGGUGUACUAUCGAAACAGGGCCUUAUCUUUUUCACUACCUGAUAGAGAACGACGUGUGUUAUCUAGUCCUCUGUGAGAGAAACUGGAGCAAACGGUUAGCUUACAGUUACCUUGAGGAUAUCGCCCAGGAAUUCCACGCACAAUAUGGAAAACGUGUUAAUACUGUCACUCGUCCUUAUACUUUCAUUGAGUUCGAUACAUAUAUUCAAAAAGCGAAAAAAUCCUACUCUGAUGGACGAUCGAGACGAAACAUGAAUGCUUUAAAUAGUCAGCUGCAGGAUGUCCAGAGAAUUAUGGUUCAAAAUAUUGAUGAUGUGUUGCAGAGGGGGACAGUCUUGUCAGAACUCGACACAAAGACCCAAAAUCUGUCAAUGCUUUCACAAAAAUACAAAAAGAAUGCAACCUAUUUAAACAGCAAAUCAAUGUAUGUUAAAGCUGUAGCUGGAUUAAUUGCAUUUCUCGUUUUCCUCUUGUAUUUCUUCAUUCUCUAGUCUCUUGUACCACUUGAGAAACUGAAUAAUUGGUAUGUUUAUAUUAUUAUUAAACAGAGAUAUUGAAGAUACUUGUGCUGUGUGAUGAGUGGGUGAUGGAUGAUUUAUAAAUUUUGCGAUAGCAAAUCAUUAAUUAAUAGUAAAGAAUUAAUUGUAUUUAGAGUUGAAGAUGGUUUUGUGAGCGGUUAUCAAUAAGAAAAUGUUUUAAUGAAUAAAAAUAAUGGAUAUAUAUAUAA